AGUUUUUACUUUUUAGGGCAGAUGAUUUGCAUAAAUGUGAGGCUGCUUUCUUACUGGCUUUCAAGGGUCAUAAAAGACAGGAGCUUAUACAUAAACCCGGGACAGACGAGACACUGAGGACUUGAGAGGGAAAGCGAUCGUGAAGAUACACAGAGUGUGAUUUUUCACCAUAAAGAAUAAGCUGUAAUCAUGUCUUACUGCGAGGAAAAAAUAAAGAAAAAGCUGCCAAAGGUAAGAAAUAUCUUUCGCAAUUAAAAGAAGAGUAUCUAUUUAUUACCAACUUUAGGAUCGGUGCUGUUUAAUAAUUUAUAUUUAUCCUUUUCAAAUGAAGACGUACCUUCGGAAGCAUGUUGCUCAUGAAAUAGGUGUUGCACUGACUUUCUACAAACACCUCGUCCCAGUGAUGGACAAAUACUGUAAGAAAAAUUGAUGUGUGGCUAAACUUCCUCAACUUGAAGAAUAUUACAGCUACAGCAGUCUAAAGUACAGUUAACACUCAUUGUUUAAUGUUUUACAGUUUACAAUGAUGGCACCUCAAAAGACUUGAUGAGUAUAACUGGGACCAUUCCAGUCAAAUUUGAUGGUAAAGUCGCUUUAACUUCCUCCUUGUUUUAUUCUGUGUAACCUCAUAAAAGGUUACAGUAUAACUUGAAGCUGACUUGAAGCUUUCUGAUUUCACAUGUAUAAAAAAUAAAUUCUGCCUAUUCCAACAAAAGAUAAGACUUACAACAUCCCAGUGUGCCUGUGGCUGGAGGAAAGCUACCCCCAAACUGCUCCCAUCUGCUACGUCAGACCCACUCGAGAGAUGAAGGUGCUCAAAGGAACUUUUGUGUCCAGCGACGGCAAAGUGGAGCUGCCUUACCUGGAUGAGUGGAAAACAGUAAGAAAUUCAGCGUUGUGUCAGCUAAAUGUAAAAUGGGAUAUUACUUGGUUUUACAGGUAUACAUAAUUUGAGUGCUUUUUUUUCUUCUUUCAGGGUGAAUGUGACCUAGUAAGCCUCCUACAGGUGAUGUGCGUCAUGUUUGGAGACUUUCCUCCUGUGUGCAGCCUCUUACAUCAACCUAAUCCAGAGCCAGAACAAGCCUCUUGUACGUAUCACACAUACAGACAGUCAACAAGCAGGUUGCAAACUUGAUUUAAGCCCUGCAUAUAAACUGAUAUGAGAUAAAAAUCCAUGUCUACCUUCAUUAAUCUCAGACUAAAGGUGCCUCUCCUUUGUCAGCAUGUUUAUGACCCUGUUGUGAUUGCUGUGACCUGUUCUUUUUUAGGUUGGCUGCAGUUCCAGAGAGAAGCGCAGAUCUACUCAGACUCAAAUGGAAGUAUGUACAUGUAUUUACCCAGAGAAGACGGUCAGUUCUUUCAGCAAGAGCAUGAAACAACCUGCUAGUCAUGAAUGGAAUUUUGGCAUGUAUUUUUAAGGACUGUGUUGUCUCAGUAUGUUUUUUUUUUCUGUUUCAAUGGUAUCCAUUGUUAAGUUUAUGUGUCAUUAAUGAUCAAUUCUGUAUAUCAAGUGAUUUUGAAAGUAAAUGUCUGUGAAAAACAUACCGGUUGUGUAUUUUUUGACAUGCUUUUGAAUGUUUUUCAGCUGAACAUAAACCUAAAGCAUAUUCCCGUGACUUCAUUUCCCUGAAUCGUUUUAUCUUGUUUAACUGCACCUAUAAAAUCUGUUAUAUUUUGACUUAUUCAGAAAUGUUUUGGACCUUUGACCAAUGAACAGUUACUAGGUAACUUAGAAAAACACACACCCUGCCUAUGAAGGAUGAUUCAUUGUGUAAUUGAAGUUUAAUGUGAAAAUUUGCAGAUUUCACUGAGGUAUUUUAAAACUAAAUUCUAUUGAUUUCAGCUGUUUUAUGCAAGGGUGUUAAUCAAUGUUUGACAACUUAUUUUGCUCAUUUCAAAAAUGUUUACACUUGCAAGACAUCCUCACAAGCUUUUAUCUUCUGUAUGAAAUAAUAAAGUUUUCAAUUCAAUGCUUCAAAAGAUAGAGAGAUUUGUAUUAUAUUCUUUUUCUCUUGUUUACUGCUUACUGGAUUCUUAGAAUUGUCAUUGAGUAACAGGAGUUAGAUCUACAAUUGACCGGUCUGGAUAUGACUGUUCAUGUUUCCAAUGAUUUAAGUGUUGAUUUUUCUAGCAAGGCUACAGGUUUUGGUUGAAAAAAAAUUAUUUCACUUGUUGAGCAGCUUUGACAAAAAAAAAAUAAAUAAAUGAAAAAAUAAUUGCUCUAGGAGUGCAGGACAGAUCUGGGCUUUUUUUUCUUUUAAAUCUCUUCAAGAUAUAUCAGUGUGGAGCAUUUACAGCUGUAUAAUGCCCAUCAAAAACAUGGGACAGGCCAUGUUUUAUAAGUCAUCCCGAUACAUCCAUGUUUUUAAAAUAUGUAUAAUAUCUGUCAUGAUUAAGUCUAGCCUGCUUAAAAAUAAUACUUAAAACUAGGCUAGUAUUAAAUAAGCGCCUUGCUUUUGCCUGUGGCGUUUCUGUCACCAACCAGUAUACUAUUGUGGUUUAAGUGUUUGCACUGCGAAACAUGUAAUUGUAUGGUGACUGAAUAAAGAAACAACAAAACAUCAUCUGCCAUGAA
Messenger RNA from Xyrichtys novacula (pearly razorfish), 2575 nucleotides. NCBI's taxonomy places the organism in Eukaryota, Metazoa, Chordata, Actinopteri, Labriformes, Labridae. The record is from the annotation of a GenBank genome assembly.